This is a messenger RNA of Gryllus bimaculatus (two-spotted cricket), 6228 nucleotides long. Lineage: Eukaryota; Metazoa; Arthropoda; Insecta; Orthoptera; Gryllidae. The record is from the annotation of a GenBank genome assembly.
AUGAGGAAAUCAGACUUUCGGAGGAUAAGUUUGCUGAAUCCCUGCACCUGGCACAAAUGGGGAUGCAUAACUUGCUUGAAAACGAUGAUAGUCUUUUCAGGUGGAACAAAUAUCUCAACUUGCUACUUUUGCUGAAGGAUUGCUGGAAUAUCAUCAACAGUGCACAGAAAUACUGAAAGUGUUGACAGAAACUCUGCUAGAAAAGAAAAGUGAAGCUGCAAUGAGACCAAAAGCCGAGUUUGUCCCGAAGACAUUGCAGGAUCUCCAUGUUGAGGGAAGGAGAUAAUAUUACAUUAAUCAGCAAGGUUGACGAGAAUUGGUAUGAAGGUAAUAUUGCUGGUCGUCAAGGCUACUUCCCAGUGACGUAUGUUCAAGUGGUUACCCCUUUGCCGUGAUUUGCCUUCCCCACCUACUCUGAACCUGCAGCUGCACCUUGCAAUUGGUAACUACGAUCCUCUCUUAGAUUUUGUUGCUCCUCUCUACUUGAAUACAACUGAUAUCUUUGUAUUACAUUGCCACAGCCCUCUGAAAAGAAGAAAUAUUUACUACAGAACUUCAUUCAAUGUCGCAAUCUGCUUCACUGUCAUACAGACAUUAAUGUAAGUUGAAAGGUCACUGCACUAUUCAAAAUAUUGAUCUUCUGCUCUAUUUUGUAGGACUUUCAUAUGUUACCGAUUUAGAUUGUUUGCAUGUACCAGACAAUAAUUUCAGGAUUUCUUUUUGUAAAUCCAGAAAUGAAUCGGAGUAUUACUUAAUUACUAUCCAUUAACAUGUUUCUUGUUUUGUGAUAUACAUGCUUAAUUUUGCAUGUUUGCAGUUCCUUCCUGAAAUAUAUACUUUAUUUUUAUCAGGCUGAAGUUAUGUAGUUCAAUAUCUUGGCAAAUUGCUAAUGAGGGUGAAAUAGUUAAUGAAAGUAAUACAAAUAAUACUCAUUUGUACAGUAUUUAAUUUUAUAAUACCAAUUUCAACGUUAAAUAUUCUCGGUAGGAUAUAUUUUAGAGCUGUUAAUGCAACUUACUUUUCUCUACUACAUUUAGUGAUUGUAUAUCAUUUGCUGAAUUUGUAUUAGCAUUGUCAGACAACUGAAUUCAGAUGGCUGUGGAAAUGUGUAGAGCAUAUUGUGCCCUUAGUUGUAAUAAUCAAGAAAAUUUCAUGAAAGAUAAUGGAAAAACUGAAAUUAAGAUAUUAUUCUUUUUCUCUGAAUAUUUCUUAAUGUACACAUUUCCUAAAAGGUUUAAGGUAUCGAAUUUCCAGAUAUGAGUUGUGAAGUUCUGGUGGUCUUCAGUCCCUUAUUUCAGUUUUCUUUAGCAGAUCCAUCUACCUUCUUAUUUAAUUCAUUAUCUAGAUGGUUAAAUUAUAUGGAACUAAAGGAAAAAUCACAUAAAUGAUAACAAAGCAACCAAGUUGUAUGGAAGUAUGUGAUAUUUGAAUUAGUUUCUUUAAUAACACUCGUGUAGAGUAGUCUUAUGAAAGUACUUUCCAAAGAGUUGACAGAUUAAAAUGAAUGCAUUCUCAGAAAGUAUGUUAUUUGUAGACUACAAAAAGGGUUUGGAAGACCACUGGUAUGUUGGGCAUGAUUUGAUGCUGAAUAAAAAACACAGUUUGUGUUUUCCCUGUUUCUUGUUCAAAAUGUGACUGAUUUUAAAACAAAUUAAUAUAUGGCAUCUGUUCAGCCUCGUCUUUUUAAGAUUGCAAUAAGCAGUUCAAAAAAUGCUUCAAAAAGUAAAAUGUUCUGUCAUAGAUCUGUUAGAAAAAUAUAUCCAAUAUAUAUAGAAAUUUCAAAUGUAAUGUAUAUACAUAGGGCGUAUAUAUUACAAGAUAACAUAAAUAAUGAACUGUUCCUCAUAUUAAAGUUGUAUCUAUUCUUAUGUAGUACUUAAUACAGUUAAACACAUCGCAGCCAUCAUGUGGUGAUAAAAAAAAAACAGAUGUCAGCAGGAAGAAAUAAAGAAACAAACCGUGGAGAGUAUCACAUGUAGAAAGUAUUGGAAACUUAACGUUAUAAUCUUGGUGCAAAAAUAUUAUUCCUAAAAUUCCAUUUUGUAUGACUCUAUAUUGAUCGGUAGAAUCAAACAAAACAUAGCAAAGAGUUUCAUGUAUGGGUUUGUAUCUAUUUACUUGAAAGAUUUGUGUGUCAUUUCACGUAAUGUCAUUUCAUUAUUGAUUGAAAGAAAUAUAUUUAUUCAACAGUAUUAUGUUAUCUUGCAUUAUGUUAUCUUGGUGGUAGUUAUUCAUUUUGAUAAUUGAAAUUAUAAUGGUACUGGAAAAGUCUAAACUUUAAUGAUUGUAUUUCGUAAUCCAUUCAUGAAUACUCUAGACUGCAUUUUUGAUACUGAAAACCGAGCUGCUUGCAAUGCUUGUAAGACACACAAGCACUGAGGCUGAUAGAAAUGGAUGCCUAACAACAAUUUUAAAAAACUGUAUUAGAGAAUGUCACUUAAUUACUGUUCCAUUUCCCUAAUAGCUUAACUAAAGUUGAAGUAUGCUAAAUUUAAAUCCAUCUUUGUUUUUAAAAAUAUGUCAGUUAUUUUUCAUAUUUCCUUUUAUGGGAAGAGUUUAUGAGAAUGCAAACUUGAAUGAAAACAUAAGGGUAUUAUGUUAUUUUCCUCCACUUUUAAAACAGGAUUUUAAAGCAAAAAAUAAUACAUACUACAGUAUAGUGUGGUGUAUUUAUUAAAAAUAAUUACUGUCAAAAUGUCAACCUCUGAAAAUAAAAUUUGUGUACACUACUGUGAUUAUUUGCACAAAUGAUCUCUUUUAAACUGGCAUAAAUCACAUUUCAGUAGUGGUGUAGCUUUCAUUAUCAUGAUUAUACUUUUCAAUGUUUAUGAUGGGUGAAUAGCAUUAUAUACUAAAAUGAAGACAUUUUUAUGAUAUAUGAUAUCAGAGUACAUUGAAAUUGUAAAUACAGAGUGCAGCUGUUAAAUAUCAGUAAAAGGUCGUUCAACUUCUAUCUACGGUUUUCAAAAUUUACAUAGAUUAACCAACUACUUGUCCUGCUUUGUUGCACGAGUUGUAUACUCUCCACAGUAUGCCUGGUCAUAUCUGCCUUGCCGUUUCUGCUGCUCUGUUGUUUCAGUAAAUGAAAAUCUUCCCUCUAAUUAAGAUCAAUAUUGUAAUGUGCCGAAAAAGAUCCAGCUAUUUGACUCUUUAAACGGGUCAUAUUUGUGUUCUAGCUCUAUGUGUGUUUUGACAAUAUCGGGGAGAUCAGACAAUAUAUUUACAACUCUUGAUAUUGUGAGUGGCCAUUAUUUUUCAGAUGAAAAUGAAGUGUAAUAUUUUUUAUUAAUGUUGUUUGUUCCACUUCAUGCUUGAUGUGUAUUCAGAUUAAUUCAGGACUUUUUAAUAAGUACUAGACGUUAGGAGUAAUGUCGCAGAUACUUUUUGGGGUGGAAAGAAAACACUAUUCAAAUAACAUUAUCUCGUUGAACUGUCCAGUUUAAACCCCAUAUUGUGUGGUUAUUCAUAGUUUAAAUCACUAUUGUAGAUAAUACAAUGUCUUUCUGUCCUGUGAAGAUUGUAAAGAAGUUGGCUUAAAGAAACAAAAUGUGAAAAAAUUAGUCUACUAAUUUCCUGAGUUUUCAUUGGGAAGGAAAUCUUGCCUUAAUGAAAUUGACAUCACAUCAUGAAGUGUUGUAAACAUUCUUUAUUUUAUAUAUAACAGUGUCCUUUAGUUAGUAAUGAUAAUGCAUAUCUCUAAAGUGAAUCUGUGUCAUUAUCUGUAAUAGAGUAUUGUAGUCCUUAUUUCUUCCUUCAUAAAUCUUAUUUUGUUUCAGAACAAUAUCUGUUUGUUAAGUUCAUUAAUUCAGAUUCACUUCAUUCAUCUUCUUCAAAGAGUAAUAAUGAUAUUUGUUUCUCACUAAUUUCAUUGGAGUUAUUUUUCUCAUCAUUAUGCAUUUAAUAGCUGAUAAACUUUAUACUUUUCUUUUGUGAAUUAUAGUGUGGCAACUGAAGACUAGUUUCAGUGACAUCGUUGUGAUGUUUAUAUUGUUGAAAAAGUUUGUUGAAACACUGUCGACUUAGCUUGUAGAAUGAAAAAUGUAACUUGUUGUUGUUGCUGCAUCUUACAGAAGUCAAUGAAUUUAAAAAUGAUUUGUUGAAUGAUAAAUGUACCAGUCUUCUUGCAUGAAUGAUCAUCAACAUAAAUCAUCUAAGACAAAAAUGCAAUUCAGAUUACCUAAGCAAUAAGUGUUUGAAAAUUUCAGAAACCUUGCUCUCUCUAACAAAAUUUGGUUACAUAAUUCUGUCCUAUAUUCUGUAUCGUUGUCACGGUUUCUAGAUGUUAUUAAUAAAAUAAUUGGGUUACUUAUCAUGUGAUUUUUCUACUUCAUAUAUAUGUAAUUGGCAAGUGCCAUGAAAUAGCUGUAAAAUUUCUUGUAAUUAACUUAUUUAUAUGACAAAGUUAAAUGUAAAUCUGUGGUGAGUGACCCAAUUACCAGAUAUUUUCUGAAAGUUGUACAGUACUUGAUGGAAACUUCAGUGUGUUGGAAGUGUAAAUGGUGAAUACAAUUUUUGAUGUGAAUACUAUCAAUACAUAUUCAUAUAUAAACGCUGUUCUGGCAGUUUGAUCUGCUGACCUAUAAUUUCUUGUUUCUUUAAUUUUUAAGAUAGUGGAAAUAAUAUAUGAAUGUUAUGUAAAACAAUAAGGGCACAUCAUUGAAAUUAUCAUAUUGCAGUUUCUGGAAUGAAUAUGCAAAAAAAAUGAAUACAAAUGGUAGCUGCAUUUCUGUAUAUAAUUUACUUUUAAUGUAUUCUUACUAUGCUUUUAUGUUGUAUUUAUCUGUGUUUAAUUUGUGAAUGUAUUGAAAUAUGUGUAUUUUCUAGUUUGACUGAUUAAAAUUUGAGUAUGUUUUUGUACAUUUGUUCUGCAUGGUAGUUUCAGGAUGUUUUCAAUUAUUUUAGUUAUGUUGCAGUGGAAGUAUAUGUUUGUCUUUCUUUUGCACUUGCUACAUUAUGUGAAACAGAAUGUGCCAAUAUCAUAUUGAUAUUUUGUGCAAGAGUUAAGUUUUUGUUGUAUUUGUAUAUAAUGUUAGUAGAUUUUAAAACUUUUUUUAAGAGAUUAGCUUGCCUUCCUAACAAGCUAUAUCAGUAUGUUGCUGAAACAAAAGUUGUACAAAAUUUUCGUUUAUUCAUAAUCAAUAGGGAAAGAAUGGUAUUUUUCCUUCAAUAAAAAUAAAAUUCAUGUAUUAGUUAAGAUUAUAAAUUGAAAAAUUUUAUAUUCCAAAUUCAGAGCUGUUUGUAAAUGUGAUAUGUAAUUAAUUUCAUGAUUAUUCUUUAAAGAAGUUGUUUUUUUGUUGUUUUUUUUUCCAUGUGGAUCAAAAAGGCAUUCUUCCAAAUACAUACGUAUGUUGAUUUCUCAACAUAUUGUCAUUAGCAUCUCCAUUUGUGCAAUAUUAUCGACAUUGAUCUAUCAAAUGUCAAUGUGAAUAAAGAUUUUAUUGAGCAAUGAUAAUAUGUGAUUUACCAGAAUGGGGUUACAAAUUGGAAAGGCGAUUUUUGUGAUAUUAAAAUUAAUUUCUUUCAUCUAAAUAUAAUAGAAGCAAUUAAUUUUUAUGUUGCUUCCUUCUGAACUUCUAUUCAGUUCAUUAAAAAUUCCUUUCCCUUAAUUCUAGUUACCCUUGCUAGUUAAAUUUUAAUCAUAAAUAUAUAUAUUAAAUGUAACGAGAUCUGCACUUCAGAUCGUAAUACAGUGCCAUUCCAAACAAGGAAGAAUGUUUGAUGUGAGAUUGAGCGUGUACAGUAUUAUGCUCAUGUAACAGUGUUGUUACAAGAUACUAUUGUUGGGGCAACCAAUUAAGCAUUACGUGUAUGUGAAACGUGGCAUAGAAUCCAUUGUGACUUCAGUCUGAAUGUGAAUUUUUUUAUGUGUAUAUUUUGUUUGUUUGUUUUUUGGACCCUGUUAUUAAACUGUUUCCUCCCUUUACCUGGUGUAAUUACAUAAGUUGUCAUUUUGUGGCACAUUGUGGCUGAAAUUACAACAUAUAAUGAAGAUAUAGCAUUUAUUUCUUGAAAGCAUCCUGUCCUUUAUUUCCAAAAGUUCUCAACAUUAUCCUUGAAGAAUGAAGAGUAUAUGAAUGGAGGUUUUCUUUUCAGUGCUUUGAUAUGAAGUUUUGUCUUUCAGGUUAUUCAUUAAUAUUUUUCUUAUGUUCAUUUCUUCUAUUUUGUGUUUUCCUUUUUGUUUGUUCUAUAUAUUUUAAGUUACAAUCCUACUUUUUCUUUAUUCAUCUU